AUGGUCGCGCCGCCGCCUUUUUUCUCGCCCCGAGGCGACCAUUUACGCUCCCCACCUCUCGUAAAUUCGUCGCGAGACCACAGUUACGUAUUUAAUAACACUCCUCAUCACCUCUACUCUUAUUUCCAGCCCCUCUUCACUUCAACCUCCGCAAUGUCUGGCUCUCUCCCGCCACGUCAGGUUGAAGGUGAUGACAACCAAGCGUCACCUAGUCUAUAUGACUGUGGCGAUAUUAUCGACACAUCAACUUUUGAGCAAAUAUUAGAAAUGGACGACGACGAAGAACAGCGCGAGUUUAGCACAUCCAUCGUCAUUGGCUUUUUUGAACAGGCAGAGUCGACGAUCGAUAGAAUGGAUGAAGCAUUGAAAGACAAAGGACUUGUUUCCUUAUCUUCCUUAGGUCAUUUUCUCAAGGGUUCCUCGGCGACUCUUGGUCUGACCAAAGUAAAGAAUAGCUGUGAAAAAAUUCAACAUUUUGGACAAAUGAAAGACCAUGAGGGCUUAGCAGACGAAGCCGACGAAGAACAAUGCUUGCAGAGGAUUGAAAACACCCUCGUUAUUCUUAAGCAAGAGUAUGCAGAAGCAGAAAAGAUUCUGAAGAAAUUCUUCGGACUAAAUACCUCUACACCCACGUCAGGUUCUGCAGAAAUCACAAAGUCAUCAGAAACAACAGCAUCCAGUCCAGAAACAGCAAAAACUGAACAGCCAAACGAAACAACAGCUCUAUUGACUAUACAGGAGACAACAGAUGAAGACAAAUCUCAAACAUCACACACGCCUACCACGGAGAAAGUCGAAGCCACCGUCCUUCAAGUCACUCCUAAAAUCGCGAUAUCGAAUGGUAACAUUGCAGAGAAAAGUGCGGCUAUUGAAAUGAAGUCUACAGAGGUCGUCGUGUGCUCAGAUAGGAAUUCUGUUGAUCAAAUGGUGCAGAAAGUUCACUCGGCCGUCGCUCUAACGGCUGCAACGAGCUAG
Molecule: messenger RNA, 975 nt
Organism: Blumeria graminis f. sp. triticale
Lineage: Eukaryota; Fungi; Ascomycota; Leotiomycetes; Helotiales; Erysiphaceae
Source: the annotation of a GenBank genome assembly